GCCUUCGACUCGUAACAACUGUCAAAAUUGACAGCUGUGCUUGUUUACAUGUACGUCGUCGAACUUAAACAGCUGUUCUAGUGCCGGUGUGUGUACUAUUUAUAAAUUUAAAUAAAUAAUUAAAUGAAAAUGAGUGUAAGAUUCUUAAUACGUACACAUGCUUUAGGCAAAUCCCUGCUUACUAUAUCGAAGCAAAUAAAUUCAACCAGCACAUACUCCACUUGCGGCAGCACAGCUCUACUUGCGCAAUCGUUUGCGCGUAAAUCCGCAUUUGCUUCCUUAAAUUACACCACAACUGCCACAACAAGCAAUAAAAGUGUGACACCACAAUGGACAACCAUCUACCACUUGCCACUUAUACGCCUUGCGGCCGGUUUUCAACGUCUGAAAAUAUACCAAGGAUUGCUGACAGCCCUUGCAUUACCAAUUAGUUUUACAUUAACACAAUUUGGCACUAUUACACCCAAUUCCGUUGUCAUUGUAGGCGCUAUUGGCGUGACCGGACUGGCAACUUUAACCAUAUUUAGCUUGCUUGUACGUAAUGUAGUCGGUUUUAUUUAUAUUAACGAUGAGCUUAACAAAGUGAAGUUGGCUUAUGUGAAUUUUUGGGGCAAGCGUAUGGAUGCAAUUAUAGACAUUAAUGAUUUGGAUGUUGAGUGGGCAAAAGUGCGUCCCACAGCAUUUAAUCUCUAUCAGAAGAUACGUUUAUAUAGUGAUAAAACUAAGUCGUUUAAGCUGAUGCUAAACUAUGGUGUUAUUGUGGAGCCGGAAACUUUUUCGGGGAUAUUUGGCGAGUAAGAAACACAGUUUGCGAGCUCUAUGAGUAGAAGCGCAAGUUUAAUGUAUAAAAACCACUUUUAAUCUUUGAAAAAUUUGCUUUGAUUGUUUUGUAAGAAAAAAUAGAAUAAGACGUUAAAAUAAAUUUAAAAAAUA
Molecule: messenger RNA, 933 nt
Organism: Bactrocera oleae (olive fruit fly)
Lineage: Eukaryota; Metazoa; Arthropoda; Insecta; Diptera; Tephritidae
Product: transmembrane protein 186
Cellular component (GO): mitochondrion
Source: RefSeq, a predicted model, not a curated record